CUCACUCACUCUCAUCGACUUGCUCCUUACUCGCUACUUGCUACUCGCUCAUCCUCGUCACCUAGUCUUCCUAUCUAGCCUAGCAUACAUCGCUUGCACCCAGAGUCCUUCCUCCUCUUCGACCGGAUAGGCCUCUACGACCCUACACCCCUUUGGCCUCCGCUCCUUCCAUUUCACAAGACCAUACAAUGUCGACUCAACCGCUGCUGCAACGAACCGCGGGCAAGAGGAUUGCACUCCCUGUGAGGGUGGAGCCAAAGGUCUUCUUUGCUAAUGAGAGGACAUUCCUGUCAUGGCUCAACUUCACAGUCACCCUCUCGGCUCUGGCUGCUGGACUGCUCAACUUUGGUGACAAUGUAGGAAGGAUCAGCGCUGCCAUGUUCAGCUUUGUAGCCAUGGCCGUCAUGGUCUACGCUCUGGCAACCUACCACUGGCGUGCAUCUGCCAUCAGGAAUCGUGGCUCGGGACCAUACGACGAUCGCCUGGGUCCCACGCUCCUGUCCAUUAUGCUUCUCAUUGCCGUCCUCGUCAACUUCAUUUUGCGCUUCCGAGACGCAUGAGCCGAGCCAGUGAGAGAAUAGGAUCUUUUCUUUUGCGUCAAGGAGUAAUCCAGGGGAAUGGGGAGACGAGGCAGGGCGAGAGAGGAAAAGAAGAGUGUAUCGGACCACUGCUCCCC
Molecule: messenger RNA, 676 nt
Organism: Microstroma glucosiphilum
Lineage: Eukaryota; Fungi; Basidiomycota; Exobasidiomycetes; Microstromatales; Microstromataceae
Product: putative VTC1-protein controls Sec18p/NSF-dependent priming of snares and
Exons: 4
Coding region: 189-560 (123 amino acids)
Cellular component (GO): vacuolar transporter chaperone complex; fungal-type vacuole membrane
Source: RefSeq, a predicted model, not a curated record